Racocetra persica is the source of this 276-nucleotide messenger RNA. Lineage: Eukaryota; Fungi; Glomeromycota; Glomeromycetes; Diversisporales; Gigasporaceae. The record is from the annotation of a GenBank genome assembly.
GACAGACAAAAACAUAAACAUGGAUGAACUUCUGUAUAAAUCCAUGUUUAUGGCAGUACUUAUGGAUUAUAAUCGUGGAGAGUACAAAGCUUCUUUUAAAACAUUUAGAGAGGUAUCUAACUAUCAAAUAAAUACAAGAUAUAAAGAUAAUGCAAAAUAUUAUUUGGCAUUGCAUUAUAAAAAUAGGAAACCUUUUAAAAAUAAUUAUAAUGCCUAUUAUUUCUUCAAUCAAGUUGCACAAAGUGAUUCAACAUAUAAAGAUGAUGCAAAAUAUAU